AGCAGAAUACAGUCUGUUGAAACUUACAGACUGCUUUUAAGAGACGAACACUUGUGCUAGCAUCACAUCCCGGUUUUCCCGCAUGGUUUGAACGGGGAAGGAUAUGCAGAAGGAGUCAGAUAUCUUCCGAAACUCGAACAGAGCUGUGCUGCGUCGCGCACACACUAACACUGAGCCCUCACACCACUGCGCUCAUAUACAAACUUUCAACUGCUCUUCGACUGUUACAGCAUUAUUACUGGAUGCACGGACACUGUGGAAAUCGGACACUGUUUCAGCUCCGUGAACUCUAUGAUAAAGCCACGCCACUGCACUGAGCACGACUGAAAGCGUGUGUGUGGUGCACCAGCUCUCCUCAGGACUACUAUCAGACUGAGUUUUCUUUGGCGACACGUUGGACUUUAGAGUGCUCGCUCUCUCGCUCUCAGACCGCUGUAGCGAUGGUCCAGAAAACAAGCAGCACGGAAAACCCCGAUGCGCUGUUUGCUGGGGACUCGUCCGAUUCCGGCGCGCUGGAUCUGGACAUGGCUUCUUCCCCGACCCCCGGCUCCACGGCAUCCGGGGGUGACAAGCUUGACCCCGGCUGGUGCAAAACCCCCAGCGGUCACAUCAAGAGACCGAUGAACGCGUUCAUGGUGUGGUCGCAAAUCGAGAGGCGCAAGAUUAUGGAGCAGUCGCCGGACAUGCACAACGCGGAGAUCUCCAAGAGACUCGGCAAGCGCUGGAAGCUCCUCAAAGACAGCGACAAGAUCCCGUUCAUCCGAGAGGCGGAGCGCCUGCGGCUCAAGCACAUGGCAGACUACCCCGACUACAAGUACCGGCCGAGAAAAAAGGUGAAGUCGAGCGGCUCCAAACCGAGCGAGAAGGGAGAGAAGCUCAGCGGGAGCAGCUGCGCCAGCGCCGGCUCGAAACCAGCCUCGAAGAAGAGCGGGAGCUCCAGGUCCACGAGCAAGCCGCACAGAAUAGUCCUGACCGGCGCCAAGGCAGCGUUCCCCGCGGAUCACCACUCUCUUUACAAAUCCAAGUCCGCGUCGGCUUCCAAGCAGAUUCCCGACAAGAAGGCGAAGCGGGUGUACGUUUACGGAGGCGGUAGCGGCAUAAGCCCGUCUUCAGCAGCCGUGCCCGGCAGCCCGACCCUGAGCAGCUCCGUCGAGUCCAGCGACCCGCUGAGUCUGUACGAGGACGGCACGAGCAGCGGCAAGGAGGGCGCAGAUUCCCCCAGCAGCGCGUCCUCGGACCGCCACCGGUACACCGGCAUCCGGGCGUCCUCGCCCGCUCCGUCCGGGUCGCACUCCUCCUCCUCCUCUUCAUCGCAGUUCUCCUCUUCCUCCGACGAGGAGCUCGACGAAGACAUGCUGGACGUUAACCCGAGCCCAGGCUUUGACAGCAUGUCCAUGGGAAGCAUCGGCUCGUCGGUGCUGGACAGAGACUUCGACAUGCACUUCGAGUCCGGGGCUUCUCAUUUCGAGUUCCCCGACUACUGCACGCCGGAGGUGAGCGAGAUGAUUUCUGGGGACUGGCUGGAGUCCACCAUUUCUAACUUGGUGUUCACGGCUCACGUGCUGAACUAGGGGAAAUGCGUCUGAGGAAGAACACUGAACACAAGGGAUAACAGACAAGUGUGUUUGUUUGUAAAAUAAGCCGCAGUGUGAAGGCUCCAGAAGCUGAACAGAUGCUGCGGUGCUUUGGUGAAACGCGGACAGGAUGGAGAAGCGAAGCCGCGCGUCAGACGCUUUGUCGCGGCAGGGCGGAGUCAUUUCCCCGCGCUCGGAGCGAGAGGAAGAAAUCCACCAGAAGUGCUUCGAGAAAACACGUUCUGAACUGGAAAACUGUGAUUGAUUUGCACGUACAUGAAGGCGGCCUUUGGUCGCCUGUUUAAUCGUUUUUACUUCGAAAGAGACGUUUAUGAACAUUCGCCUUGUGGACUUGAUUGUUUAAAGAGGUACUGAUAUUUAGGCUGAUUUUCAGCGCGGUGGAUUUAUUAAUAAGGUGGGUUGACAAAAGACAAGCCGUUUUUACAUGGGGGGGGGGGGGGGGGGGGGCAUGUUAUCUGUCGUCUCUUGUAUCGAGAUCUCAGUUAAACUAGCGUUAGGAUGAUUUAAAUGGAUAGAUGGCGCUAUGUUUGAUUUCCUACUCGCAGAAAAAAAGAAAGGAAAAAAAAAUCACCAGCUGUUUUCAUUCUUACCUUCAGGAUUCAAACACAAACUCAAAUCUGUGCUGAACUUUAUAUACUACUCUCUACAAUUCAGGACCAAACUGUUAAUUUCGUCAUGGCUGUGUUCUUUUCUGUUCUUCAGAUGCCAUUUUUAUAUGGAUGUAUUUAUAUUGAAACAGUUCGUCUUAUUUUGUGUUCCUGUAAGAACCCGCAUCUGUCUGUCUCCUUCUCCGAAGAAGGGCUAGAGUUUUCACCUUUGUUUUUAUAUUUAAAUGUAGACUUUUGACACUUACAGAGAGGAAACGUUUGAUUAUUUUCUCAGUGUAUUUUUGUACAAAUAUAUAUAAAGGGGGGGUUUUCUAAUUUGAAGAGCCAGUUUGGUCUGAAUCGACCUCCUGUUUCAUGUUUACAGUCUCAAUCUGCAGGCGUCUUAAAAACACACACACACACACACACACACACACACACACACACACACUCCAAAAACACAGUUCAAGCCAACAUGUGCUUCGUUUUUACAUUUUCCCUGAUCGUGCCGAAUUAAACCGAUUGUAGCUUUAAAACGAGCGGUUUUCUUGACGUUUUAUAUCUAAUAUCUAGUCGUUACACAUAUUCAAAUGGUCCAUUUGAGUUUCGCGACGAUUAUGAACUGCGUUCCUCAUUGUAUUUGAAUAUUUAAUCUUUUCUACUUGUCGGAUAAGUAUAGCUAAUUGUUUUAGUAUCUUAAGGCAUGGUGAAUAGAUUUGUAUUUCCGAUUCAGGUUUAUAGCUGUUGUGUAAAAAAAAAAAAGGAAAAAAACCCUCUUUGUACAGCUGUAUCAUAUAAAAGAUUGUGUGUUUUUGUAUGUUAUUGCGCUUUAUCUCGACAGGCACUAUCUUUAUACAUCCUUGCUUAGCCUUUUCUUAAUUUCAAGGUGCUUGUUAAGGAUUUUUAUAUAUACAGUUUAAAUAUAUGAACUUCCAUCCUUCCAUUCUGUGCAAUAUGCUGUGUAGAAAUCUUGUUAUGUCUAAUCAUGCCAACACAUGCCAGCUUAUCGUGUCAAGUCCCUGCCUGUCAGACUGUUCAUAUGCUCCUGUACAGAACUUUUUCAUAAAGGAAAUAAACUCAGCUGGAACUGAACCCUAAA
Carassius carassius (crucian carp) is the source of this 3281-nucleotide messenger RNA. RefSeq names its product SRY-box transcription factor 4b (gene sox4b). The record is from RefSeq and is a predicted model, not a curated record. Gene Ontology annotation, molecular function: DNA-binding transcription activator activity, RNA polymerase II-specific; RNA polymerase II cis-regulatory region sequence-specific DNA binding. NCBI's taxonomy places the organism in Eukaryota, Metazoa, Chordata, Actinopteri, Cypriniformes, Cyprinidae. Gene Ontology annotation, biological process: positive regulation of transcription by RNA polymerase II; cell differentiation; anatomical structure morphogenesis. The transcript has a single exon. The coding region runs from base 441 to 1571 and encodes 376 amino acids.